Arvicanthis niloticus (Nile rat) is the source of this 1201-nucleotide messenger RNA. NCBI's taxonomy places the organism in Eukaryota, Metazoa, Chordata, Mammalia, Rodentia, Muridae. The record is from RefSeq and is a predicted model, not a curated record.
UAUAGCUGCCAUCGGCUGGUCUAGAGAAGACACAUCAGCUGAUCCUUUGGACCCUCUGACUUAGUACAGGAAGGAGUUCUAGGCUUCUACUGCUUCGGCCUAGCUCUGAGACAAUGAAUGCUACACACUGUAUCUUGGCUUUCCAGCUCGUCCUCAUGGCUGUUUCUGGCUGUUACUGCCACAGAACACUCAUUGAAAGCUUAGAAAGUCUGAACAACUACUUUAACUCAAGUACCAUAGAUGCCAUGGAGGAAAAGAGCCUCUUCUUGGAUAUCUGGAGGAGCUGGCAAAAGGAUGGUGACAUGAAAAUACUUGAGAGCCAGAUUAUCUCUUUCUACCUCAGACUCUUUGAAGUCUUGAAAGUCAACCAGGCCAUCAGCAACAACAUAAGUGUCAUCGAAUCACACCUGAUUACUAACUUCUUCAGCAACAGCAAGGCCAAAAAGGAUGCAUUCAUGAGUAUCACCAAGUUUGAGGUGAACAACCCACAGAUCCAGCACAGAGCUGUCCGUGAACUCAUCAGAGUGAUCCACCAACUGUCUCCAGAAUCUAGCCUCAGGAAGCGUAAAAGGAGUCGGUGUUAAUUCAGGGGUAGAGAUUGUCCCAAUCAGAAUAAUUCUGCCAGCACUAUAUGAAUUUUUAAAUCUAAGCCUAUUUAUUAAUAUUUAAAAUUAUUUAUAUGGAGAAUAUAUUUUAGACUCAUCAACCAAAGAAGUAUUUAUAGUAACCACUUAUAUGUGAUAAGAAUGAAUUUCUAUUAAUAUAUGUGUUAUUUAUAAUUUCUGUAUCCUUGAGUAUUUCUCUUUGAUCAAUUAUUCUUUCUGACUAAUUAACCAAGACUGUGAUUAUGAGGUUGUAUCUGGGGGCGGGGGGCAGCCAACUAGCUGACUGAACUCAGACUGUGGCUUGCACACUUACCUCGCUUGCCAAUGGGGAAACAUUCAGAGCUGCAAUGACCCUGUGAGGUACUGCUGAUGGGAGGAAACCCCGGGCCAGCGCUUUAAUAGCAGGUCAGACAGCACUUCAAUGUGUCAGAUAGUACAGGCUGUCCCUGGAGGAAAGCAGUGUCUCAGGAGAUUUUACACCUGGUGCUUCCAUAUACUGCAGAAAACUGUGACUACACCCAAAUGACAAAUAACCCGCUCAUUUAUAGUUUAUCACUGUCUAAUGGCGUAUGAAUAAAGUGUACUUUCGCAACCAA